Messenger RNA from Penicillium cinerascens, 972 nucleotides. Its product is annotated as steroid dehydrogenase. The record is from RefSeq and is a predicted model, not a curated record. The coding region runs from base 1 to 972 and encodes 323 amino acids. NCBI's taxonomy places the organism in Eukaryota, Fungi, Ascomycota, Eurotiomycetes, Eurotiales, Aspergillaceae. The transcript has a single exon.
AUGGGAACCACUUGGUCGCAGUUCUUUCCACCCGCACCCUCUUUAACCGAAGCUAACCUGCCUAGCCAAAGAGGCAAGGUUUUCAUCGUGACCGGGGGGUAUUCCGGCGUGGGCUUGGAACUCUGCACAAUUCUUUAUAAGGCCGGAGGCAAGGUGUACGUCGCCGGCCGCUCAGAAGAGAAAGCCUUGGAUGCGAUUGCACAGAUCAGGGCCUCAGAGCCCUCCUCAGAUGGAGACCUUGUUUUCCUUGCUCUCCACCUCGACGACCUGGCAAGUAUCAAACCUGCAGUAGAGGCCUACACUGCAACGGAAUCCAGACUUGACGUUCUUUUCAACAACGCCGGCGUGUCAAACCCACCAUGUGGCUCCGUCUCGGCACAGGGCCAUGAACUCCAGUUCGCGACCAACUGUCUUGGGCCGUAUCUUCUCACACAACUACUUCUACCCACUCUUCGGCGUACCGCUGAAAGCGAAAAAGCCGCUUCUGUGCGUGUAAUCUGGACAGCGUCGAUAGUUGUCGAUCUGUCUGCUCCUAAAGACGGCGUUAAUCUCGAGGAGAUACUGCGAGAAAACACAAAGCCCCAGCGCAAUUAUGAAAACAGCAAAGUUGGCAACUGGUUCCUCGCCCACGCACUGGACGCCCAAGAAAGGCCCAGUGGAAUCUUGAGUGUGGUAGUGAAUCCGGGAAACCUGAAGUCGGGCUUGACUCGUCACUUCUCUCCGCUGGUGCCAUUCUUAGCAGCACCACUGCUGUACCAUGCUAGGAUGGGUGCUUACACCGAGCUCCGGGCCGGACUCUCCAAUGAGCUUACGUUAUCUGAUGGGGGAAGAUAUAUUUUGCCCUGGGGGCGAUUUCACCCAAAUCCAAGGGAAGAUUUGUUGCAGGCCAUGAAAAGAAAAGAGGAUGGUGGAACGGGUGAUGCAGCUCUUUUCGUAAAGUAUUGUGAGGAUCAAAUUUUGGAAUUCAAGUAG